UUGUUUCCUUUAUAUCAUCACACAACAGAGAGACCAAAAAGGUUGGUUAGUCAUACCAAUUCCAUGGCCUCUCUUCCUCCACUCAUCUUCUUCUUCUCCACCGUCUUCUUCGCCCUCCACUCUAUCUCAGCGACCAGAUCUCGUUUCAAACCACCCCAUUUCUCACCUCUCCUCUUCUCCUCUCCAUCUCAAAACGUCACAUCACAACCACCUACUCGCUACUUCGAGAUCAAAAAGCCUCCCCUCCUCCCCACUUCUCCUCCACCGUGCUCACACCACAUCCUCCACCAUGAGUUCGGUUUCACCUACGGAAAACCACCGGUUCUCGCAAACUACACACUCCCCUCUCACUGCCCUUCUCAAGAAUUCUCCAAGAUCGUCCUCGAAUUCAAAUCAACCUGCAAAGGAAGACAGUUCGAUCGUAUCUUCGGCGUUUGGCUCGACGGCGUCGAGCUUCUCCGUAGCUGCACCGCCGAGCCUAGAUCAAACGGUAUCGUUUGGUCUGUCCACAAAGAUGUGACUAGGUAUCACUCUAUACUCGUCAAGAACAAGACUCAGACUCUUUCUGUUUACCUCGGUAACCUAAUAGAUAAAACAUACACUGGCGUCUACCACGUGGACGUGAUCUUCCAUUACUACCCUUCUCUCCAAAGCAGAGAUUCUUCUACUGGUUACAGCUCUCUUCAAGCUGAUACCAUCCUCCCUGUUUCGAGAAACCUUCCUUUAGACGAAGGACUAUGGUUUGAAAUCACGGGUUCGAAUGAUUCUAAGUAUAAGGAAAUAGUGAUCCCUAGGAAUGUGUAUAGAGCUGUUCUUGAGGUUUACGUUUCUUUCCAUGAGAGAGAUGAGUUUUGGUAUGGUAAUCUUUACAAUGACUUUAUUUCCGCUAACAAUAUCAGUUCUGCUUCUGGUAAUGGACCUUUUAGAGAAGUUGUGGUCACUCUUGACGGCGAAGUUGCUGGUGCGGUUUGGCCUUUUCCCGUUGUGUUCACCGGUGGGAUCAAUCCUUUACUUUGGAGACCGGUGACAGCUAUUGGCUCUUUUGAUUUGCCGAGUUAUGAUAUCGAGAUGACGCCGUUCUUGGGGAGUUUGUUAGAUGGGGAGGCUCAUGAGUUGAGGUUUAGUGUGACUAAUGCUUUGAAUGUUUGGUACGUUGAUGCGAAUUUUCAUCUUUGGUUGGAUGAGGAGAAGGAGGUCGUUGAAGGGAAGGUGUCGGAGAUUGGAAAAAGCUCUCUUGAGAUUAGGUCUGUCUCUGACUUUAAGGGUUUGAAUGGUAACUUCACAACCAAGGCGAAAAGAUCGGUACAUUCGAUAGGGUUGGUGAAGUCCUCUCAUGGUGACAUUAUAACCAAUGCUAGUCAGGAGUUUACAUAUGGAAACACAAUGGUUUUAGGUAAAGAUGGGAACUUACAGAUCAUAGAUCAGUUGAUCCAAGGUGAUGACCGUGUCCACGCCAAGAAAGAGUCCAAAGAAAUCUAUGCAGCGAGAUCCAUCAGGAGUUUUCCUUUUAACCUAUACUCUGACUCUUUGGAGGGACAGAAUCAUACGUCUAAGGAGGUUGCGAAUGUAACGAUGGGAUUCAAUGAGGAGAGAUCUUGGAGUGACGAUGGAUUGAUGAGAAUAUUCAAGAGCAAGGUGGAGAAUAAGCAAGAAGCGCAAGGGGUUAUGGUUGUUAAGAAUAACUUAGUGGUCAGUGGAUAUGGGGGCACACAACAAGUGUAUAACUAUGUUGGUAGUGACCAGUGUUACUUCAGGAACAUUAGUAGCUUCAACUACACCAUUCUAUAUGAUAAGGUUGAAACUGUUUGCAAGAAGAAAACACUGAAGCUGUCGCCAGGGUUCGAGCAUCUGAUUACAUAACACUUGUUGGCUUGAUAUAUGACAAGAGACAGAGGCCUUUGCUCUUGCUUUCAGUGACAAUGAAGAAGGCAACAUCACAAAUAAGUUUUCAAGCAAUUUCAUAAUAAGUAAGCUUUCUUUACUUCUUACGGUAUUUGGGCUAUAUUUGACUUGUGGCAUCUUUAGCCCAUUAUUACACAUUGUAGAAUGCCAGUAGCACAAGGACCCGACUUUAUAAAUUUUGGGAUUUUGGAAUUUUUAUCUAAGCGUUUUACCAUAUAAAAUAUAUUAAAUUGGGUGUCGC
Eruca vesicaria subsp. sativa (arugula) is the source of this 2143-nucleotide messenger RNA. The record is from the annotation of a GenBank genome assembly. NCBI's taxonomy places the organism in Eukaryota, Viridiplantae, Streptophyta, Magnoliopsida, Brassicales, Brassicaceae.